Molecule: messenger RNA, 468 nt
Organism: Arabis nemorensis
Lineage: Eukaryota; Viridiplantae; Streptophyta; Magnoliopsida; Brassicales; Brassicaceae
Source: the annotation of a GenBank genome assembly
AUGGAAGAGACACAACAACAACAAGAAUUGUCGCAAGAACAGAUAAUGGAGUUUAAAGAAGCGUUUUGUCUGUUUGACAAAGAUGGAGAUGGUUGCAUCACUGCUGAUGAACUUGCCACUGUGAUCCGAUCUUUGGAUCAGAAUCCGACCGAACAAGAACUUCAAGAUAUGAUCAGAGAGAUCGACUCUGAUGGUAACGGCACCAUUGAAUUCUCUGAGUUUCUCAACCUCAUGGCCAACAAAAUCCAGGAAACUGAUGUAGAUGAAGAGCUGAAAGAAGCAUUCAAAGUCUUUGACAAAGACCAAAAUGGUUACAUCUCUGCCAGUGAGUUGAGGCAUGUGAUGAUCAAUCUUGGGGAGAAGCUAACGGAUGAAGAAGUUGAUCAAAUGAUAAAGGAGGCAGAUUUAGAUGGUGAUGGGCAAGUCAAUUAUGAUGAAUUUGUGAGGAUGAUGAUGACUAGCGGUUAA